AUGAUUUUUUUAAGUUACACAGCAUACUUUAUUUAUUCCUGCUUGAUGCUUACUAUAAGGCAUGUAUUAGCUUAUUAGGAGGUCAUUUAUAAAAGCUUAGGUUCCACUUCAAACUGUAUUUCAGAUUAGCAAAACAUGUGGCAAACUAUUGGAGCAAGUUACAUAAAUUAAUGUUCUAUUAAUUGUAUACAAGUAGACACUGGUUCUUUUUCAGCUCUUUUAGUCUCAUCUGAUUCUAACUCUGGAAUAUAAAUUUUGGUUCCAACCACAUUAUUAACUAAUCCCUAUUCUAUUAUUGGUGUUGAUCUUAUUUACAAAGAGGGAGCCAAUAACUAGCUUAGAUUAAAUCUAAACGACUAGGCAUCUACAGUUUUGACUGUAUAAUCUCCUACUAUUUAUGAAUAGUAAAAUUAAAUUACUUGCUCUUCAACCUUAUAUCAAUUUUAUAAGGCUUCCCUCAUAUUUUAAGGAACAAUAUCAAGUUCUACAUUUUUCGUCUCAUUAGAUUAGAAUUAGGUAGAUUUUGCUAUUAAAUAAAUAAGAAUAUGGACUAACUGUUGCUAAAACUGCUUAUAAUGUUCCAGUAGCACUACAUGCCUUACUUGUAUGCCAGGAUUUAGCAUAUAUACUUUCCCAACUGGUGAAUAAGUUUGUUAAUAGACUUCUGGUUGCACUACAGUUAAUUGUUACUCAUGCGCUUAGCUUAAUGGGUAAGAGGUUUGCAUUAGUUGUUAACCUGGCUAUUAUUUAGACACUAGUAAUCUAUGUUAAACAAACGAUAUGAAUGGAAUCUGCAGCGGACAAGCUUAGUACUUAGAAUAAUCAAGUCAAGUAUGUUAAAGCUAUAGUUCGAAUUGCUGGUAUCAAAUAUCUUUAACAAAUUAAUGGAUUGCUUGUGGAAGCUUAGAAAACUAUUAAAAUUACAAAUGCCCAUUUAAUAAAUAGGUUCUUGUUUACUAUUACUAGAAUUAUGGAAUUUAUUAGUGUUCUUGCUUGAUAAGUAAUUGUGAGUAUUGUACCCAAUAAAGUGGAUGUACUCAAUGCUAAUCUGGGUAUAAUUUUGAUGCAAGUACUAAUACAUGUGAUCUCAACUGUUCUAGUAGUUAAUAUUUUGACUCCUCUACUCGUACUUGUGUUAACUGUGGAUAAAAUUGCUAAAUUUGUAAUAGUUCAGGUUGUCUAACUUGUAAUAAUUCUAAUUACUAUAUCAAUUCUUCAUCCCCUCAAGACUGUUAAUUAUGUACUAUUUAAAAUUGUUAAGGGUGCUUAGGAGAUGGAACUUGCUAAUCUUGCUAAAAUGGAUUUUAAUUAAGCCAAGACAAAUCUACAUGCAAUAUAAUUUGUAAUGUGUAGAACUGUUAAACAUGUAAUCCUCAGAAUGGAUAAAUAUGCACAACUUGCUUAACUAAUUAUCAGCUAAGCUCUGACUAAUCUACAUGUUUUUGUUAAGUUAGUAAUUGCAAUUAAUGCUAGACAAAUGAUGGCUUAAAAUGCUAAAUUUGCUAAACAGGUUAUAUCCUAAAUGCGAGCACUUUACAGUGUGACUGUACUGUAGCAAAUUGUUAAAGUUGUAAUUCAUCUAAUGGAACAUUAUGUGACACAUGCAUUACUAACUACCUGCUGAGUUAAGAUAAAUAAAAAUGUAGCUGUUAAGUUAUUAAUUGUUAGAGCUGUUAAUAUAAUGAUGGCAACAUAUGUUCUAGCUGUAUUAGUGGAUAUGUUCUUAACCCAAAUAAAAACCAAUGUAAUUGUGCUGUUUAAAAUUGUUAAAAUUGUAAUGCUUCUAAUGGUGCUCUAUGCGAUAGCUGUGCUUAAAAUUAUUUACUUAGUUCAGAUAAAACAAGUUGCUCUUGCUAAGUUUAUGGUUGUUAAACCUGCUAAGCAAAUAAUGGAUUGGCAUGUUAAACUUGCAACUCAGAUUAUUUUUUAAAUUCAACUAAUAAGUAAUGCAACUGUGCAGCAAAUCACUGUCAAGUUUGUGAUCCAUAAUAUGGUACAGUUUGCUUAACUUGUGUUACAAAUUUUAUUUUAACUUAACAAAGACUUUGCUAUUGUGCUGUUAGAAGUUGUAGAGUCUGCAAUUAAGAUAAUGGAGCUUAAUGCUCAAUGUGUUCUCCUGGAUACUUACUUAACAGUACUACAUUUUAAUGCGACUGCUAAAUCUAAAACUGCUAAACGUGCAAUGUAACAAAUGGAACAUUAUGCUAAACUUGUGUUAAUAACUAUUUACUAAGUACUGAUUAGACAAAAUGUUCUUGCUAAGUGGCUAAUUGCCUAUAAUGUAGUCCAUAAGAUGGAUCUAAGUGUUAAGUGUGCUAAAAUAACUUUUUAUUAAGUACUGAUCAAACAAAAUGCACUUGCCAAGUAGCUAACUGCUCAUAAUGUACUAGCUAAGAUGGAAAUAUUUGCUAAACAUGUGUAACAAAUUACUUACUAGGUCCGAAUUCUAAGAGCUGCAAUUGCUAAGUUCAAAACUGCUUAAAAUGCAACAGUUAAGAUGGAUCGAUCUGUUAAACUUGUGUAAAUAAUUAUCUAUUAAGUUAGAAUUUUAAAAGUUGUUCUUGUUAAGUUGCUAAUUGCUCUUAAUGUAGUUAACUAGAUGGAUUAAAAUGUAGUAUAUGCUAAAAUAAUUACUUACUAAGUUCUGAUUAAACAAAAUGUAGCUGCUAAGUCGCAAACUGCUCUAAAUGCAGUAUCUCAAAUGGUAGUGUUUGUUAAACUUGUGCUACUAAUUACUUAUUGAGUAGUAACUCUAUGAGUUGCACCUGUUAAGUUGCUAACUGCUCUCAAUGCAUUUCAAACGAUGGAACUAAAUGUCAAGUUUGCUAAACUGGGUAUGUUCUAAACUAAAGUAGUUACACUUGCUCUUGUUCAGAUUAAAACUGUCUAUCUUGUAGUCUUUUAGAUGGGAGUAUUUGCUUAUAAUGUCCUUCUGGAUAUACUUUAGAGGCUUAAACAAAUAGUUGCAAAUUAACUGCAUGCCAAGUUUAAAACUGUUAAACUUGCUAAGUAAAUAAUGUUUAUGGUUGCUCAUAAUGCAAUCAUAAUUUUUACUUAAAUAAGAAUUAAACCAGCUGUCUUUAAUGUUCUGUAUUUAAUUGUAACACAUGCAUAUAAGCAGACUUUUAAUAAUGUUUUAUUUGUAAUUAAGGAUUUUAAAUAGAUUAAAAUAAUUAGUGUCAAAUAAUUAGUAACAAUAAUCAAUAUACGGUUAACCCAAUAGCAUCUCUAAUAGGAUAUUCUGUCAAAAUUUAAUUUUAGAGAGACUUAGUUAAUGUCAGCGUGAACUAAGACAUUCAAGAUUUAACCAUUUAAAUUCCUGGAUAUUCUAAGUAUAACUAUACAGUAAUUGUAUCAAGCAUUAAUUAAAUAACAAUAAAUAUCAACUGUUUUGAAAAUAUUAAAAAUGCAAAUAUUUUCAUCAACUUUCAACUAAGUUAGCUUGUAUCUUAAAACAGUAUCAGUAAUUUGUCCUAUAAUACUUAAUUACCCGCUUUUGUUAUAGUAUCAUAAUAAGUUUAACAGACUGUAGCUUAAAUUUCCUCAGCCACUUAAGCAGCAUCAAAAACAAUUGUUUCAAGCUACUUGCCAAUUGCAUUUUUUGGAAACUUUUAUUUCCUAGUGAAUAUGAUUGAUCUAACUAACUUCUUAUAUUAUUUACUUUUUCUUGAUAUCAGAUACCCUAUUAAUGUUACUGAUUUUUAUGGAUUAUUCAAAGACUUUUAAUUUCCAUUUGUUCCUAAUUUAUUCACCUAUCUGUAUGACCCUUCUUACAAUCCAAGGAGCCCUUAAAAAUUUAUGGAUAUGGGAACAAAUAGCUAUCUAAUAAGUAAUUCAGGUUAAGCAAUAUGCAUAUGCUUUUACAUAUUUAGCGUAUAUAUUUUAGCAAAAUUAGCUCAUAGAAUUAUUAAAAUUAGAAGAGUUCAUGCCUAUCUGACCAGAGUUCUUUAUGAAACAUGGGAAUUUAGCUCCUUUUUUGAUAUGAUGUCAGCUGAAUAUGUUUAUAUAUUAAUUGGUUGUUUGCUUUAAUCUCUUAAUUUUGAUACUUCUGAUAAAAAUUCUUACAUAGUGAAUUAUAUGCUUUAUGCUUUCUUUAUGCCUUUCUGUAUCAUUUGGCCAAUAUUUAUUUUAGCAUUUUUAUACAAACAGAAGAACUUGAAAUCAAAUGAGUACCUACUUACUAAAUUACAAUCAUUCUUAGGAGGUUUGAGAAUUGAGAAUGAAAAUCCUUACUUUGAUUAAAAUAUUAAAGAAAAAGAAGAUUAAAAACAGAGCUAAAAUAAUACUCAAUAGUCAAAAGAGAAUCAUCAUAAAAAUAUUUUCCAACACUUAGAAAGCGAACAUAUAAAAUAAAGCCCAAAACCAAAUGAAAUUAUUCAAGAAUUAGCUGAAGAAGAAUAAAUGGCUAGCCCUGAAGUAAUAAAGAAAAAAUAAUUAUCAAACGAGAUACAUUAAUAGAAAGUUAUACAUUUAAGAUAAAUAAGUGAAAUGACUAAUAUUUCAUCAAAAGCUAGAGAAUUAGAUUUAAUCACAUACUUAUAAAUAGAUAUAAGAUCUAAAAGAUAAAAGCUGAUUGCAAAGUAUUCUAAACUAUUUAGUUCAUUUCUAUAUAUUAGAAAAAUUUUAUUUUCUUUUAUUAUAGUCUUACUGCAUGGCUAUUGUUACCUUUAGAUUUCAUUAAUCUCUUUUUUAAAUUUAGUUGUAAUUUUUUUGAUUGCAUAUAUUUAACCUUAUGAUUGUCUCUCUGAAAAUAUAAAAAAUGCCUCAAGCGAAGUAAUACUUAUUGCUAUUCAAAUGUGUGCUGCAACUUUAGUUGAAGAUAGUUAAGAUGAUAAUGAGGAGAGAAGAAUUAAUGUAGGAUGGGCUAUAGUGUGUCUCAGUGCUUUUGCGCUAUUAUGGAAUACAUUAGUUCUUGCCAAAGAGACAGUUGUUUCUUUUUAUCAAUCUUUUAAGAAAUUGCUUCUUACUUAAGAAUCUGAAUAAUAAAAAAACUAAAUCUACCCAAUUACCAAUCAAAUGGAGAUCUAAAAAAGUAAUCUAUAAAAUGAAAACUAAAACAAAUUUUUAGAUGAUUAUCAUAAAAAGCAUAUUAAUUCAAAAGUUAUAUAAAAUGAUGUGGCUUUAAAAAGAAAAAGAUCCUCUUUUUCAAGUUAUAGGAAUUAAUUAAAUUCUAUUGUUUCAGAUACUUUGAUUCCGUAUCCAUAAAGUUAAGUGAUGACACCUUCUUCAUUAGGAUCAUUUGCAAUUAACACGGAGCGUAUAGAUUAAAAAAUAAUGUAAGCAAAAGAAAUUGAUGAAAAACAUAACAUUUAAAAUUGUAAAACUGAAAUAGUCUCUGUCGAAAAUAAUUUUAUUGAUGAUUUUAAUUACACAAGUUUCUCUCCUAAAAUUAGCUUUGUUGAUUCUAGCCAUGCUAUUAAAUUAAAUAAAGUCAUACAAAAUAAUUUAAAUUAAUCUGGAUCAAUAAUUUAAAAAAGAAGAAGAAGAUCUACUAAUUUCAAAAAAGAUGAUAUUUCAUUUUUACUUAAUUAAAAAUCUAAUAAAGUUAAUGAAUCCAAGAAUUCUUCAGGAAAUUCUCCUGAGAAUAAUUUAGAUUUGUAACCUCAAUAAAACAAAAAAUCCAGUUUUUCUGAAUAUUCUAACAAUAAAUCUAUUAAAAAUACAAAUUAAAUUGAUGGCGAUUUAUAAAAUAAAGAAAUAAAAUUUAUAAAUAAUUAAAAAUCAGACUAAAAAAAUUAAAAUUGA
This is a messenger RNA of Tetrahymena thermophila SB210, 5745 nucleotides long. RefSeq lists its product as hypothetical. NCBI's taxonomy places the organism in Eukaryota, Ciliophora, Oligohymenophorea, Hymenostomatida, Tetrahymenidae. The record is from RefSeq and is a predicted model, not a curated record. The transcript has 4 exons.